UUUUCGACCGCUGGUCAAGGGGAACGAAGACUCUGGGAACGAGAUUGGUAAGAGAGCGGUUGCUCUCCCUCAGGGAGCAGCCAUCUUGUUAUCGUGUACCUCAGCAAUUAAGCUCCAUCGGAUUCGCUCGUUUUCCUUAACCACUCUUUAAUGGCUACUGCAGAUAAAGGCUUAGUUGGUUCACCAAAUUUCUCUGAGCCAUGGAAGUUCAGCGAUGUUGUCCUUGUCGUCGAAGGACAAAACUUCAUGUCCAUCGAAGCACGCCGGCAAUUUGGUCGCCCGUAUUUGACACCAUGUUCACUUCCAACUUCAAGGAGAAGAACAGUGUUGAAAUUCCGCUUCCAGGAAAGAAAGCAAACGAAAUUAAACUGGUGCUGCAAAUCAUGUACGAUACUUCAUGGAAUAGGAGUGUCUUGACCAGGGAAAAUUGUAACUUCCUGUUGGAUAUUGCUCACGAGUAUCAAAUAGACUCCAUUACUCAUAUGUGCGAGGAUUUCCUGGUAUCCUUGGUCAAGGAAAAGAGGGAGAAGGAUGUGCUGACCGUAUUGCUCGUUGGGCAGAAGUACAAUCUAGAAACACUGCUAAAGGCAUGUGUAUCUGAAGCUCGUAAAUUAAGUCUGAAGGAAUUGAAGGGUCAUAACAAGCGUCACGAGAUUGACCUGGAGAAUUAUCAACAGAUUACUGAUGGAAUAAUAGAGCGCCUUGAAGAAGAAAAUGCUAGAUUUAAAAAGAACCAACGGGCCUGGCAAGGAUGGUGAAUGUGUACAGUAAAUGCGAGACUUUGCGAGAAGGCGAGUGAAGCGUUUAUCUUCAAGUUGUGAGUCCGAGACAUCCUCAGACAUUUUGACUUCUUCCUAGUUGUCUUCAAUUGACCGAGACUUGCAAGAGUACAUGUUCUGAAGGCGAGCUCGAGACGUUCAGACUUCAUACAUCGCCGUACUUCGAGUUUUUCGUCAGUAACCUGGCAAAAAAUCGAGACUGCGAGACAGCUUUGACUGUAAAUAUCAAGACUGCGAGACGCAUGGACUGAUAUAAACAGAAAUUGAAAUCGAGUUUUAACUUCACUAUUUAAUAUAAUAUAAUUAAACAAAUUCUCGAGGAAAGGUUAGAAGUACUUCGGAGUGCUUUGAGAUGCCACCAGCCCUAUUAUUGCUAUAAAACUUCAGACGCUUUAAAGGGAAAAAUUGCAACUAAUGAAAAAUGACUCACGGAGCAUUCUGGUAAUUCAUUCUUGAUGGAUACUGUCUGGUGCAACUCGUUAAACAAUGUUUAUGGUAUUAAUCUGUUUUAACUGAGGAAAGCAAACUCGAUUUUUGCGUAACGAUAGAACAACCCUGUACGGUUUGUGCAUUCGGUGAUAUGAAAUGCCCAUAAUUGAAUGAGUUAAUCAGGCUAAAAUAGUCAAAUUUUGCAAUGUCAACUAAAAGACUGUUUAGUUAUUUCUUGAACUUAUUCUCUACAUUCCUGGAAGCAUAGUCUCUGACGGCUCGCUUUCCCAGAAAAUUGUAACUUUACAUCCGGUAAUUCUCUGUGUUGACUUCCGUUUUUAUCUAAAUGGUAGGGCGUUGGAUGGACACCGCUUCCUUUAGGGGCAGAGUCUCAGAAACCUCCGAAAAAGGACAAAUAGGAGGCAAUUCCCAAAAAAGCUGAAAACCCAACCAAUUUGAAAGGGAAAAUCUUCCUCGAAAACAGAACAAAACAAACAAACAGGACGAAACAAAAAACAUCAUCUGCUUCAAGGAAAUUGGAACUCAGUAUCAGACUAUUCAUGAUCUGGUAGUAAAAUAUAUCAACAAGCCUUAAUUUGAGUGUCAAGCUGAAAUAGCGGUACAAGAAUGACUAACUGGGGACACUGAAAAUAGAAAAUUUAAACUAAUUCACGAAACCCAACUAAAAAUUACUAAGGUUAAUUAAAAUGCUAGAGUUAAAGGCUGUAAAAAA
This is a messenger RNA of Orbicella faveolata, 1941 nucleotides long. Its product is annotated as BTB and MATH domain-containing protein 38-like. Lineage: Eukaryota; Metazoa; Cnidaria; Anthozoa; Scleractinia; Merulinidae. The record is from RefSeq and is a predicted model, not a curated record.